GCACCAUUGUAACUGCCUGGGGUCUAUGGGAGCUUGGGUUUCAUCUGCCUUCCCAGCGCCAGGCAAGCUAUUUCUCAGGCUGGGAGCAGCUUCUGCUCACCGGCAAAAGGGCAUUUCAGUGCUUCGGUGGCAGGGAAGAGCCUAGAGCUGUGGACUGUAAACCAUGUUGUCGCUGUCAGGCCCCCUCCAUUCUCAGUUCCUUCCCUGGAGUGAUGGAAAGCUCCUCUGUGGCCUCUGCCUCCUCUGAGGCAGGGAGUAGCCGAUCUCAGGAAAUCGAAGAGCUGGAGAGGUUCAUUGACAGCUACGUCCUUGAGUACCAAGUCCAAGGUCUGCUGACCGACAAAACGGAAGGGGACGGGGAGAGUGAGAAAACGCAGUCCAACAUCUCGCAGUGGACAGCGGAUUGUAGUGAGCAGCUGGAUGACAGCUGUUCCUCAUCGAGAGGAAAGGGCUUACCGUCUCACGAACACAAUCAGGAAGAGUGGGAUCACAGCAGCAGUGGGAGUUCAGGAUCCCAGCCUUGUUCAGGCUCCAGGCCUGGGUCUGGAUCAAGGUCUAACAGCCAAGGGAGAAGCAGCCAGUUCAGUCAUUCAACCAAGAAUGGCAACAAAGACAACUCCCUGGACAUGUUGGGGACAGAUAUCUGGGCAGCCAAUACCUUUGAUUCCUUCAGUGGUGCAACCUGGGAUUUACAGCCUGAAAAGCUGGACUUCACACAGUUUCAGAGGAAGCUCCGGAACACCCCCAAACACCCGCUCCCGCACAUAGACAGAGAAGGGCUUGGAAAAGGGAAGCACGAGGAUGGAGACGGAAUCAACCUGAAUGACAUAGAGAAAGUCCUUCCCGUCUGGCAGGGUUAUCAUCCAUUGCCACAUGAAGCUGAAAUUGCACACACCAAAAAACUAUUCAGAAGAAGGAGGAACGACCGGAGGAGACAACAGAGGCCUCCUGGAGGAAACAAAUCGCAGCAGCAGCACACGGAUCAUCAGCAAGGUACUGCCAAACACAACAGGGAACACCAGAAACUCUACCAGGGAGGCCAAACCCCUCACUCCUCAGGGAGGCCAGCUCACCAUGGCUACAGCCAAACCCGGCGAUGGCACCACAACCAGAAGCACUCGCCCAACGACAAGGAAACGCACAGAAAUGCCAAAGAGACUGAGAAUUUGAAAAUCGAGGACGCCUCCGUCUGCACAGUGCAUAUCCCCCUGGAGAUGCACCGGAGCACAGAGGUCGUGGAGAGACAGUCUCAGCAGUACAUUCAGGAACCAGAAACCAAGCGGAGAGACAGUGUUCAUGAGCGCAUUGGGGAAAGGCCAAAGGUCAAUUUGCUCCAAUCUUCCAAAGACAGACUGCGAAGGAGACUAAAAGAAAAGAUGCCUUGUCUUUCCCUUUUCACGGGCCAGGACGAAGUGCCGGUGGAGGCGACCAACCCCCAAAAGAACAAAAUGGACAAAUUAAUUGAAAUCCUCAACAGCAUGAGGAACAACAGCAGUGACGUGGAUUCCAAGCUCACCACCUUCAUGGAGGAGGCCCAGAACUCCACCAACUCCGAGGAGAUGCUGGGUGAGAUUGUCAAGACUAUUUACCAGAAAGCAGUGACGGACCGCAGCUUCGCCUCCACAGCCGCCAAGCUCUGUGACAAAAUGGCGCUCUUCAUGGUGGAGGGGACCAAGUUCCGAAGCCUGCUUCUCAACAUGCUGCAGAAAGAUUUCACAAUGCGGGAGGAGCUGCAGCAGCGCGAUGUGGAGCGUUGGCUGGGGUUCAUCACCUUCCUCUGCGAAGUCUUCGGCACCAUGAGGAGCAACACUGGGGAGCCCUUCCGAGUCCUUGUCUGUCCCAUUUAUACCUGCCUCAGGGAGUUGUUGCAAUCUCAGGAUGUGAAAGAAGACGCUGUCCUUUGCUGUUCCAUGGAGCUGCAAAGCACAGGCCGGCUGCUGGAGGACCAGCUGCCUGAGAUGAUGACAGAGCUGCUGGCAAUAGCACGUGACAAGAUGCUGUGCCCCUCGGAGUCCAUGCUGACACGGUCCCUCCUCCUCGAGGUCAUUGAGUUGCACGCCAACAACUGGAACCCCCUGACGCCCACCAUCACACAGUACUACAACAAGACAAUCCAGAAACUGACAGCCUGAGAACGCGGGGAGGUGGGGAUGGAUGGGAGCAGGAAGAAGACAUGCACCUUAAAAGGAAACAGGAAGGAACUGUGCUACAAAUUGAUCAGCUACUGGAGAGAGAAGUGAGAACCUUUAUGAGAAAAUACCUAAGAAGACAAACCCCAGCAUGCUUAAGAAUAUGUUCAUGAGGUUGGAGGGCAGAGGAGCAUGUUUCUUUUCAGCUGUGUUGCGGAGCACCACCCCUCUUUCCUGCUGAGUUUUUGUUUCAGGUUUCUUUUAUUAAAUCAUUGCUCAUGCAGCCACGCAUCCCGCCGUGUUAUUGUUUGGCUUUAGAAAGAACACGGAGAAUUUGAAAAGCAAGUGGAAGUGCAGUCUAGCAUUGUUUCCACGCCAUUCUCUUGGCUUGCACCAGCCAACUGGCAGGAGACAACACACAGCAGAUGUCUUGGGAAGACAAAGAAAGACACGUUCCACACCAGACGCCGGUAAUUGACGGCUUUUGUCAAAGCGAAGCUUUCAUUAUUUUUUUUCCCCCUCCUCUUGUCUUCAACUUUUUAUUCUCCCCCCCCUCCGCAAAAUCCCCCCCAACACCUGAUUCUAGAUUAGGAUUUCACACAAGAUGAUUUAUUUAUUUGCACUGGGUUUCCAUUUUUCUUUGUUGUUGUUUUAUUAGGUUUUUUUAAACAGACAUUUGCUAUCAACUUUGAAACAUGAAAAUAAUGUUAUAAUGUGAGCUCUUGAAUGGUUGGCACAAGGGUGUUAAAUUGGAAGGAGAAGUUAAAAAAAUCCAAAAGCCACUUUAGAAGUAUCAUAGCCACAGUCUUCUUGCCAGUAACCUAUCAAGGUAAUUAAAAAAUGUACACUCUGAGUUGGUAACUCUAAGAAACACAGGCAUUCUGCAGCUGUUUGCUGUUAAAGUCGCAGUAUUCCUCAUCCACUAAACUAUAAUCCAUUUAUUUUUUGUAACUUACUUUGUUUGUUUAAAGAGUGCUUUAUUGUAAUUACUGUCACAGUUGUAAUUAUACAUUUAAACCAGGUCCCUUAUGCUUGGUCCUAAUAAUAGACAGGGUGAGGGAAAAAAUUAAGACUUGAAGUUCUUCUUUGGAAACCAGUAAAUAGAAGGUGACAAGUAUAUGGCAUCAGAAAGGAAAAAAGAAAAGCCGAAAAUAUAGGUUUCAGGUUUGGCUUCUAAUUAGCUAAACUUUCCAAACCAGUGUCUCUCGGUUUGCAUUGCAUAGACGUGGAAUUCAGAAGGAGGCUGUCCCCGUCUUUUGCUUUGCCAGAAGCGUAGUCUGUUUAGUCAGUGUAACUAAUACAGCCUUUGAUAGGAGGAGGGUCAGAGAGCGUUGUUUCUUUCCACUAAAUGAAGUGUAAAGAGGAGAGCAAUGCAAAUGGCUAGAGAUGGAGUAGAGGUUGUACAAGAAGGAAGCCACAGUGCACCUCACUAGCCUCACCUGUGUAACCCACUGGUGAGUGUGUGUUACAGUUCUCCCUCUGUGUCCAAUUCACAGAGGAUAUGAGUCUGUUACAGCCCCAGCUAGGGACUUCAGCUCGAACUGUAGCAGCUCAUGCUUUUAGCUCUGGCGAUCUCUGAUUCAAUCCCUGGUGGGUCAGACAAGAUGGCAGCUGUCAUGGAGUGGAAGCUUGUCUGGAAUUCAAACUGCUGUGGGCCUCAGACACUGAGGAUGAGCUUCCUUGGAUCCGAGGAAGGAUGUAACUCACUGGUCAGCGUGUAUUACAGGUCCCCCACCUCCAUGCUCAGUGCGCAGAGAGUAUGAGUCUGUUACAGCCCCAGCUAGAGAGGUUUGAUUCUUUAGUGCAAGCUGUCACAGCUCAUGCUUUUUGAGCUCUGGAGGUGCCCAGUUCAAUCUCCAGUGGGUUGGCAAAGGCGGCAGCCAUCACAUCUACUUGUCCCACCGUAUUUAACACUAGUGCAGUUUCACUGUUGUUAGAAACACUGGGAGCCCUUGUAGAGAGGCUGCUGUCAGCAAUUUAAGCACUGUUCUCUAGACCUGAUCCAAGCAGGAUUAGGUGAUACACCUGCUUAAAAACACUAGUGCUCUGUCUAGUUUAGGGUUCCCAACAGUGCUCACACCAGUGAAGCUGAAGUGGUGUUGGCAAUGCUGAGAAGUGUUUGCAGAAUGCCCCUAGGGCAGAUCAGUCUAGCAUGAGAAGUGAGGCCAAUGACUUGACUUGGUUAGGGAAGAAGGUGAGCUGUAAGUGUGCGAUGUGCAUUUAGACUGAGAUGGAUCCAUGUCAGUCGUAAAACAAGUAUUAGUUUUCAAGCACAUGCAAGUUUGGCAGAGAAACCGCAGCUUCUAAGCAUAUGGUACAUUUAUUUUUUAAAGUAUCUAUUCUGUAGCAAGUCUGUAAUUCCUAAGAAGAGCGAGCUGCCCACCAAACCCUUCCUUCAGGGCCUGUCCCACAGGACAGCAUGGCUUUAAUUCCCAAUGAUGCCAGCGGGACUUGUGGGUGCUCAGCAACUUGCAGGUUUAGGGCUUUAAUGUAUAUUAUAAGGCGAGAGAUUGAUGUAAACACAAUAUUUAUCAUUUGGGGUCUGAGUAACAUUAACCAGAUUUAUGGAUCCUGUUGACUAACUUCAGUUUCUUUUUUGGAAAAGGAGAUCUGUUCCAGCCCCGUAUUUGAAACAUGCUUUGAAGUUACUUAUUUCAGUAACUUUGUAUUGGUAAAGAGGGACAGGCAGGCCAUUACUUCACUUCCUGUAUGGUGACCAGGAAAUGAUGUUGUGGCUUAGUGGUUGCUUCUUUAUUGAUGCUUUUAUUUACUACAUCACUUCUGGUGCUUACUUGAUGAAGUCUAACAGAAUUAGGGAGUGAAAAUUUUCCUUUAUUUGUUCAGCACUUAUUACAGUGGAAGAUUAGAGAAGGAAGCUACAGUACAUAACCCUCCCUCCAGGCACCUGUGAGCUGAGCAUAGCUGCCAAUGUUGGGUGGAUCUGACCGUUAAGAUUCAUAUAUAAUAUCUGUCUUAUUUCAUUAUUUCAUUGUUGUAACAGGUCUCAGAAACUCACUUGGAAAAUCUGUUUUGGUGUUUCUAACACUCACAAGCUGUUUUCCAAAAGGCAGUCUUCACUUUUCUCCUGUUACUCAGUUUUCUUCCCUUUCCUCUGGUUGUAAGAAGUAUGGAUUUGGCAAACCCACCUCUGGUGCCAUGAAACUGGAGUGUAGCUCCUGAUGAAACAUGAGACCCAAACACAAACCCCCAGAUCCAAAUACCCACUGACCGUGAGGCAAUACAGAUCUGGAUUUGAACUCCACAACUUGGACCAGUUGAUUGAAUUUCUGCCUGUUUGUUCACGAGAACAAAGAUUCAAUCCAGAUCUUUUUUGGAUGUUCAGUAUGUUUUAUGGCGGUGUAAGAGAAAACCAGAUUUGUCCGUUACUCGGGGGGAAAUUAUUUGCAGGAAGCCAAGUUUGAGGGCAAAAAUUUCCAACAGAGAAAAUACCACAAGAGGAGAGGAGAUUUGUUUUAUGGUUCACAGUUAUUCGAAACUUCUCUGCUUGGGUCUUUUCUAAGGUGCAUACAAAGCGAGGAAAACAGCAGGAAACAGAAUCCUCAACAGCAGCGUGUCCAAGAAAGAAAGAGAAGACCUUGAUUCAGCUGUAAAAAAUUGCCUAUUGCACUGGACUUCUCUGGAAAGACUGAUUUCUAAGUUCCAGAAACAGUCUAGGGAUGACCAGGGGGUUAGCUCUCCGAAGACUAACUCUUGCAGUACCUCAGCAUUAGGUUGUCUGUGAGAAAACUGUGUGACAGUAGGAGCAGCAAUAUUUUAUAGUGACUAUCCAUGAGAGAUUGGACUUUAUAGGAGCAACAAAGCCCAGCAGUGUUAUAAAAGGUUCAGGGUUGUAGCCUUUGAAUCUAAACCCUCCUUAAGUUGUUUGCCCUCUGAUGCCUUGCCCCUUGGGAUGUGAAAGGAGCAGCUGCUUCAGGCUGGAUUCAGUGCCGUCUCACAGAAUUGUUAUGAACACUUACCAACCUGAACACAAAAUCUACUCACCCUCUUUUCAAGGUGAUGCUAAAGAUGGAAAACAAAAAUGUUCAAGGUUGAUCUAAUGUGAUAUGUGGGUUAUCCACAGUAGAUUAUUUGAUUGCUUUAGAACGUCCACAGCCAAUCAGAAUAAUUAUUUAAAAGCAGCUUAAUAUAUCCACUUGCUGCUGCUCCUUUUUCAGACUUGAACAAAGAAUUUGAAAGUGAUUUUUUUGUUUUAUUUUGUGUUUUUAAAAGAAAAACAACCCCUAAAAUACAGGCACAAGUCCUAACGGGAAAUGUACAAAUGAUCAAGUUGAGCCCUCCAAUAACCACGAUCUUCAGCUCCUGUUCCCAGCCCUCCCACUGUACAUGCCAGCUUUUGUGGCGCCUGUCUUUCGGCCGGUAUAAUCUGCAACAUUUCCAAAUUGACCUCUGAAUGUAGCAAAGGAAGGAGAAAAAGAAGAACCCAGAGGAGAAUUGGAAAUUGCAUUUCUAAGACUUGAAUUUUCACCUAAUCACUGGGAAUUUUCUUGGAGUACCAAGAGGCAAAGCCAAGCCACAUGACAGUAAUUCUGUUCAAAUGCUUCCCCACCGCCAGCCAGGAGGGUUUAUUCAUAGUUUUCCUUUACUAGAGGUUGCCUUCUAGCUGCAGGCCUGUACCCAGAUAUUCAGGGUUAAUGGAUUUGGCCUGUUACUUUGCUCUGUAGCCCUGAGAUUCCCCCAAGCCUUUUUUGGACAGUGUCUAAGAACGUCUCGUGAUGUGAAAUCCAUCUUUCAAUGAUUUGUGAUUUGUAUCUGACAAUUAAAGUGUGUUCAUUCUGCCAUUAACUGCUUUGUAAUUUGAAAUUUUGAUUGUUCCAUGGGUACCCGUGAAUCUAAAUGUUGACUGAAAAUGUAUUUUUUCCCCUGGAUCUAUGCACACCACCAAUCAUAUCUUUUGAAAGUCCAUUGAUAACAAUAAACUUUACCUAUGACAUUGCUACCGCUAAACAGCAUUGCUAAGGAAUGAAAGAAACAGUACAAAAUAGCAUUUUUCUCCAUCUAAGAGUGGUCACGGAUCUGUGUUUCCAGGUUUCUCAAUAGCAAGAGACUGUCCAAUGUAUGAAUGUGAAAGUGUCGUGUGAGCACCACCGCUGUAUAUAACAUGCAUUCUAUAAGAUGCUCUGUGGUGGGAAGCCUCCAGCAAAGCAGUGGUGCCAAGAUACAACUAGAUCCAAUAUUAUAGGUUCAUUAGCGAUGUCUAUAAAACAGCACUGUAAAACCAUCUCUGGUUUUAAUAUUGUCACCAAUUCAUGGUACAAGUACAAAAAUCCAAGUGAGUUUGUUUGUUUUUUUCCAUUUUUUGCAACCACCAAAGCCUGUAAUUAGUAAGGCCAUGUCUACACCAGCACUUAUGUCAGCAAACUUGUGUCUCUCAGGACUGUGAAAAACACCCCCCCGUGAGCGACAUACGUUUCGCUUGGCAUAAGUGGUGGCGUGCACAGCGCUGUCGGUGGGAGAGUUUCUCCUGCCGACAUCGCAACCGCCACUCGUUGGAGGUAGUUUAAUUAUAUCCGCAGGAGAGGUCUCUCCCGUGGGCACAGAGCAGCUACAUGAGAGAUCUUACAACGGCACAGCUGCAUCGGGACAGCUGUGCUGCUGUAAGCUCUCUAGUGUAGACACAGCCUUAGUGUGCACUGAGUUACCUUUUGAAGGAACAUGAGUUACCAUUUAUGUUUCUUCAUGAGUUAUUGGCCAGUUUCAAUCUUUGUGUUCUCAAUAAACGUAGAUUUCAAAAAUGGUUCCCUUUAAAUUAAAUCAGUGGGCCGGGGGGGGAAGUCCAGUUAGAUAUGUCGGGUCAGAUCUUCAGCUGAUGUGAAUGGGAGUAGCGUCACUGAAGCUAUCUCAGUUCACGCCAGCUCAGGAUCUGGCCCUUCAUCCAUAGGUCAUUGAAUUUGUCCCGUCCUCUGCCCUGAGAAGACAUCUCCUCACCUGUGGUUUGAGGAUCUAGGUGGAGAAAAGCAGUGAUACUGUUGGGAAAUCCCUGAGAUGAAGUUGCACGGGCAGAGAACAUUUUCUCAGUGUUACAGUAACUAAAGUUGCUGAGAGGAUGAAGGGGGGGAGGGAGAAGCUCAAAUGAAGAACAGAUUUGUGGAGUCUUCGACUACAAAGUGGUUAGCCGUCUGCCCAGAAUCUAUAUGGCAUGUGAUUAGACUGGUUCCUAGUGAAAUUAUUUCCGAAUUGAAGGUUUUAGUUCUCCACAAAAUGACUUGUGUGUUUUCCCGUGAGGGAUUUCACCACUGUUUGGAGAAUACAUCAUUUAUAUGAAAGGUGAAACACAAAGAGGGGAGAGUAGUGAAGUAAGUGAUAUGCCUGGUUCUCCUCUUCCCCCUGAAGGAGAUUAAUUUGUAUCCAUUCUUGACGCGAUGGAUGACUUUGAAAGAAAAAUUGUUAGAAGCCCCUAUGGUUUCUUUUCGUACACAAGCUUAGCCUUAUUAACACCUCUCACUUGAAAGUCUCAAAAUCUUAAACUUGAUUUUUAUUCCCCCUUUGGGUGUUCUGUGGAUUUACACUAAUUUUGUUCUUUCCACUAAGCUAUUAUCCCAUCCUUUUGUGAUCUCCAGGAGAAAUAACACUAACGUUUUCCAAGUCCAGUGUCAAAAGCAAAGGGAGAUGUGGUUUCCUUCAGAACACAGUCAUGCUAACAAUGAUUUUUUUAAAUGUAUUUAUUGUGUUUGAAAAUUUAAUCUUUUAUCAGAUUUGUUAAACUAAGUGCUUUUUUAAAAAAGAGAAAAGGAAAAAUGGGGGGCAGGGAAGGAGACUAGAUAGUUGUACUAGGGGAGAAAAAUACCAUCAUUUUCAGCUUUUCCUAGACUGUUAAGACAAGGGAGAUAACUCUUCAUGGCAAUUCAGUCUUGUUUAUAGAACAUCCAGAACCACUGUAUGCUAUAAAAUGAAUCAUCUGCGUAAUAAAUGUUUAAAGCCUGACAUUUCACCAUCUCUCUCUUGAUAUGUGGUAUCAGUUUUGGUGGUCUGCUAAGAUGUUUAUUUUGUUGAGCUUGGAACUAAGUAUGGAAGAAAAAGAAUACCUGUCCGGUUAAAAAUUUAAAGGAGGGAUUCAUUCUUCCUUCCUUUAUGGUUUGGUACAGCAGGCUGUGCUGCGUGUCUGAUCCAUUGAUCGCCCCUGUCAUGUGCUCCUCUCUAAGGGCCCCAAUCCUGUGCCAUGCGGAGGGCUCAGAAUGGAAAAUUGAGGGCACCUGCCAUUUCACUUGAUCGGGCUUUAGAAGGCUGGCUCCUCCUAUUAAAGUCAUUAGAAUUUUGCCAUUGGCUUCAAUGGGAACAAAUUUGGGCCCCGAGAGUCCAUGCAAUGCCCACUGAAGUCAAUGCAAAGACUGCAUUUGGCUUCAAUGGGCAUUGGACCAGGCCCAGUCUUCUGGCUCUGCUACUGAUCUGAUCCUGUUCCCCACAAAGAAAUAGCGCAGGGGCAUCCAAAGCUAUAUCCAUUAGAUUCUCUUUUCUCCUGCUUCUGUUGAAAUUGAUAGCAUGACUAAAUACCUCAGUACAAGGUUUUGUUUUGUUUUGUUACAUUGGGGAGACAAGAGGUUUGCACAUUUUUGUUGCUGUUGUAAAAGUCUGCAUUUUAAUAUAUGCAAAAACUCACUUGCUGAAACUAUCAUUUUUAUUAUAUUAUGGUUUCAUCAAAAUGGAUGACAAAUAGUGCAACUAUUAUGGUGAAUUGUGAUAUUAAUCACAGAAUAAAUAUUGAAAUCAA
Caretta caretta (loggerhead turtle) is the source of this 9855-nucleotide messenger RNA. It is a transcript of the gene CTIF, whose product is annotated as cap binding complex dependent translation initiation factor. NCBI's taxonomy places the organism in Eukaryota, Metazoa, Chordata, Testudines, Cheloniidae. Gene Ontology annotation, molecular function: RNA binding; translation activator activity; protein binding. Gene Ontology annotation, cellular component: cytosol. The record is from RefSeq and is a predicted model, not a curated record. Gene Ontology annotation, biological process: regulation of translational initiation.